Messenger RNA from Planococcus citri (citrus mealybug), 1619 nucleotides. RefSeq lists its product as uncharacterized. The record is from RefSeq and is a predicted model, not a curated record. Lineage: Eukaryota; Metazoa; Arthropoda; Insecta; Hemiptera; Pseudococcidae. The transcript is spliced from 9 exons. Bases 338 to 1330 code for a protein of 330 amino acids.
AUGAUUUUAUAACCUUCAGAAUGCAAACCUUGUGUCUUGGUAAACAACUACAUUUUACAAAUUUGUCGCAAUAAUUAUGUUUUUGUGGGUGUAGUUAUUUGCUACGAGUGUAGAACAUUUAUUCGAAAACAAUUCACCCUCAUCAUCUUUCGUGAUCAAAAAUACAGAAAUGAUUCGUGGAUGUGUGACAUUCUGUUAAAUUUUGGACACAAACGUUGCUCGCUGGAGUUCUAUUUUCUCAGUAUUUGGUUCGCCGGUUAGUAGCUGUUUCAAAUUUCACGACCAAAAAUAUGUUCGUGUAAAUUACUGAUGCUUUUGUGAUAAUUCGUCUUUCACUAUGGCUAUCAAAGCAGACACAGAUUACUACGAAUUUGCUUCAACUUCCAAACCAACUCCACAUCUUAGUUUAGAAAUAACUAAUCACAAACCUAAAAAAAUGAUACCUUUUUACAGAGUAAAAAGCUCUUUAAAUUCAGGAAAAAUAAUGAAGCCGAAAUGUUCGUCUUUGAAUUGGUUUAGUAAAUCUCUCAUCAUGCAUUUACAGAAACCAGAAUUCUUACAUUCUCAUUGUGUAUUGAAGAAAAACAAUUACUGCGGUCGAAAUAAUGCAUUUGCUGACGAUGACAGCGAAAUGAAUGAAAUAAUAGAGAACGUUCGUCUUAAACGAAAGUUUCAAGAUUUCAACAAUAGUAAGUUUUCCAUGGACCAAAACGUAAUUAUGGAUGAUAAUAUGCUGUCUACUACCGAUAUCGAAUCAGACUCUUCUGUCGAACAUUUUAGUCCUCGAUUCAACUCUCCUAUCGAUCAGAAUUCUAGCCAAUCCAGCAAAUCACAGAGUUCCAUCGAAGACCUUAACAAAGAGAUUGAAAAAUUAUUCCUAAACAACUCGGAGAAAUACGGAUUUUCUUCGUUUGUGUGGGACCAAGGGGAAAUAGCCGAAGGUAGACGUGCCCCCAUUUCUGAUAUGCUUACUUCGUAUAAAGCUCAGAAUCACAAGAAAAAGAGACGUUCCGCUACUGCGUUAGGAAUUCGUAAUUAUAAAGAAACUGAUAGUAGCAACGGUAAUUCAUCUCAAGAUGAAAUCUCUGGCUGUGAAGAAGCGGACUUUAUCCAAAAACUAACUCCUCCCAUCAUUGUGCCAGUUCCUGUUGGAAAAUCUAGCGUGGAUCAGCUCGACUGUACCAGAUUGAAUAUUCCUUUUAGCGGUACACAGCUACGUCUCAGCGAAGAUUCUGCAUUUGCACCUAUUAAAUCUACUCAAAGAUCACAAUCAACUCCUCUGCAAGACACCAUCGAUGUUAUCGAAGAUCACGAAGAAAAGAUUUUCUAACGUGGGACUACGAUAUGAAUAAUUUUAGUUGUUUCAUAGAAUCAGACAUUCCAAAUUGUUUAGCUUUAACUUAAUGAUCUCUUACGUUGAAAAGCUUUACAUUUACAAGUAUUUUUGGUAUUAUUUUUCUUUUUUUAAUUGUUAUUUUGUUUUCCUUUUCUAAUUUAUAUUCGUUCUUAUUUCUUCGAGUUCGUUAAAUUAUAUCGUUUACUAUAUUGUAUUAUCAAUCUAUCAUUAUAACAUUACGUUUACUUUUUUCACUUGAAAUAAACGUGCUUAUAGAAAAUCA